CAUCGCCAUUAAAUUUUUUCUCCCCAAAAGUGAGAAAGCUUGAGGGGGUAUAAGUACGAUGAUGAGUUGGGGGCUCCUACAUCAGGAGAGGAGCUUUUGGAUGCAGUUGAGGAAGACGGUAGGAGCAGCAGACACCUUCGCCUCCGCUUCCGGCAUUCAUAUGAUUCUUGUGUGAGGCUUAAGCAAUCUUCACCUCCUCUCUACGCCUCUUUCACAUGGACAGGUCUUCCUCUCUGCUAGUCUAAUCUUUCUCACUAGGUGUGUGAUCCUCAGAACUCCAUCCCUUUUUCAUUCACAAACAAGAAUAUUAGAUCCCUUCAUUUUGACCAAUCGUGAACUGAUUUUUCACAACCUUGACCGCCACCUCUUGCUCAAGUGAAGCAAAAUCAUAGGUCUUUGCUUCGAUGUCAUGCAUCCCCCCACACUUUCAGCAAGCUGAGCAAACUCUGAACCAUCUCAACUAGCAGUCCCAUAUCUCCAUUUUCAAACCUUAAACCCGUACCCACUCAUCCUUCUGCUUUUGUUCUUGGUUCAAAGUUUCGGAUGGUGUGUCAUAACCUAUUAUUAUUUGAAACCGUCAACCCUCCCCUUCCAUGUCAAAGAAGCCCUUAUCCUUAAUGGUGUUUCGAGCAUCAAACUUCCUCACAUGCAUUGUUUCCACUCUCCAUGCUGCACUCAAGUCUGCUGAUCAUUCUCAUCAGUUCCAAAAUGGUUUGCUCUGGUGAACUCUAAACGCCACCACCGUCACCAUUACCAUAAAAAGUGGCAGUAGCAAAUCCACCACCACCAGAACACCAGAGAACAAAACCCAAAUGAAGAAGUUUAGGACCAUUUCCACCACCUCAGUCCUUGUCCCAUUCCUCUUCAUGGCCAUGGUCUCGUUCUUGAAGACCACCACAUCCCUCUCCCCCGAUGGCAAGGCCCUCCUCUCCCUCUUAGCCGCCGCCGCCUCCUCCUCCUCCGUCCUCCUCCCCUCAUGGGACCCCUCCCACCCCAACCCCUGCUCCUGGCAGGGCGUCACCUGCUCCCCUCAGGGCAGAGUCAUCUCCCUCUCCCUCCCCAACACCUUCCUCAACCUCUCCUACAUCCCUCCAGAGCUCUCCUCCCUCACCUCCCUCCAACUCCUCAAUCUCUCCUCCGCCAACAUCUCCGGGCCCAUCCCCCCAUCCAUCGGCGCCCUCUCCUCCCUCCGCUUCCUCGACCUCUCCUCCAACUCUCUCUCCGGACCCAUCCCCUCCCAGCUCGGCUCCCUCUCCUCCCUCCAGUUCCUCCUCCUCAACUCCAACCACCUCUCCGGACUCAUCCCCCCGACCCUCGCCAACCUCUCCGCCCUCCAGGUCCUCUGCCUCCAGGACAACCUCCUCAACGGCUCCAUCCCCUCCCACCUCCGCUCUCUCCUCUCCCUCCAGCAGUUCCGCAUCGGCGGCAACCCCUACCUCACCGGCCGAAUCCCGCCCCAACUCGGCCUCCUCGCCAACCUCACCACGUUCGGUGCCGCCGCCACCGGCCUCUCCGGGCCGAUCCCGUCGGAGUUUGGCAACUUGGUCAGCCUCCAGACGUUGGCGCUCUAUGACACCGACAUCUCCGGUUCGAUACCGCCCGAGCUGGGCUUGUGCUCGGAGCUGACCAAUCUUUACCUGCACAUGAACAAGAUCACCGGCUCGAUCCCGCCUGAACUGGGUAAGCUGCAAAAGCUCACUAGCCUGCUUCUGUGGGGGAAUGCGAUCGCGGGACCGAUCCCCGCUGAGCUUUCCAACUGCUCGUCUCUGGUGGUUCUCGACCUCUCUGCAAAUAAGCUCUCAGGGGAAAUCCCCGGCGAGCUCGGGAGGCUGGCUGUCUUGGAGCAGCUCCACCUUUCCGACAACAUGCUCACAGGUCCCAUCCCCGUGAAGCUAAGUAACUGCAGCAGCUUAACCACUCUCCAGCUUGAUAAGAAUGCGCUGUCUGGACCCAUUCCUUGGCAGAUUGGAGACUUGAAGGCCUUGCAGUGUCUCUUCUUGUGGGGCAAUUCCAUAUCCGGAGCCAUUCCUCCAUCUUUCGGGAACUGCACUGAGCUCUACGCGCUCGACCUCUCCAAGAAUAGGCUAACCGGGACGAUCCCCGACGAGAUCUUUAGCCUGAAGAAGCUCAGCAAGUUGCUUCUUUUGGGCAAUUCCUUGACAGGGGAGCUGCCCAAGAGUGUCGCCAAUUGCCAGUCUUUGGUGAGGCUAAGGCUUGGAGAGAACCAGCUAUCUGGCGAGAUCCCAAAGGAGAUUGGUAAGCUUCAAAAUCUCGUCUUUUUGGAUCUUUACACUAACCAAUUCCAUGGGAAGCUGCCUGCCGAGCUUGCCAAUAUCACGGUUUUGGAGCUGCUGGACGUGCACAACAAUCAUAUCACAGGAGAAAUUCCACCUCAGUUGGGAGAACUGAUGAACUUGGAGCAGCUCGAUCUUAGUCAUAACAGCUUCACUGGGGAGAUCCCUUCGAGUUUUGGUAAUUUCAGUUACUUGAACAAGCUCAUGCUGAACAAUAAUAUGCUCACCGGGUCGCUGCCGAAAUCCAUAAGGAACUUGCAGAAGCUGACCUUGCUCAAUUUAAGUGCUAAUAGCCUUUCUGGUCCGAUUCCUCCUGAGAUUGGCUCCUUGACAAGCUUGACGAUUGAUUUGGACUUGAGCUCUAACCGUUUUGUUGGAGAAAUCCCACAGGAGAUGUCCAGUUUGACUCAGUUACAAUCACUGGAUCUUUCGAGCAAUAUGCUCCAUGGAGGGAUUGCUGUCUUGGGUAUGCUCGCAAGUCUCACUUAUCUCAACAUCUCAUACAACAACUUCUCUGGUCCGAUUCCAGUGACUCCAUUCUUUCGUACUCUAUCGGCAAAUUCCUACCUUGAGAACCCAGAUCUCUGUGAAUCUUUUGAUGGAUACACCUGUUCUUCGGGCCUUGUACGUGGAACUGCUAUAAAAUCCAUAAAAACAGUAGCUCUUGUUUGUGCUAUCUUGGGCUCUGUUGCUAUGCUGUUUGUUGCAAUAUGGAUUCUGGUUAACAGGAAAAGAAAGCUAGCAGCGGAGAAAACAAUGACCUCAGCAUCCUGUGGAGCUGAUGAUUUCUCAUAUCCAUGGUCCUUCAUCCCAUUUCAGAAGUUAAACUUCACCAUCGACAACAUUUUAGAGUGCAUAAAGGAUGAGAAUAUCAUUGGAAAAGGGUGCUCUGGGGUCGUAUACAAAGCUGAGAUGCCAAAUGGGGAACUCAUUGCUGUGAAGAAGCUCUGGAAAUCGAGGAAGGAAGAGGAUCCAGUGGAUGCAUUUGCCUCGGAGAUUCAGAUUCUUGGGCAUAUAAGGCACCGAAACAUUGUGAAGCUGCUUGGUUACUGUUCAAAUAAGUGUGUUAAACUCCUUCUCUAUAACUACAUCUCCAGUGGCAAUUUACAACAGCUGUUGAAAGAGAACAGAAACUUGGAUUGGGAGACAAGGUAUAAAAUUGCAGUUGGAUCGGCUCAAGGUUUGGCCUAUCUCCACCAUGACUGUGUUCCAGCCAUUCUUCACAGGGAUGUCAAGUGCAAUAACAUACUAUUGGAUUCAAAAUAUGAAGCUUAUUUGGCUGACUUUGGAUUGGCAAAGCUGAUGAAUUCCCCCAAUUUCCAUCAUGCAAUGUCCAGGGUAGCAGGUUCUUAUGGCUACAUAGCACCAGAGUAUGGUUACGCUACAAAUAUAACAGAGAAGAGUGAUGUCUACAGCUAUGGUGUGGUCCUCCUAGAGAUUUUGAGUGGGCGCAGUGCCAUCGAACCGAUGGAUGGCGAUGGCCUCCAUAUUGUGGAGUGGGUGAAGAAGAAGAUGGGAAGCUUUGAACCUGCAAUCAACAUCUUGGAUGCAAAGUUGCGAGGCAUGCCUGAUCAGAUAGUGCAGGAGAUGCUCCAGACGCUGGGGAUCGCCAUGUUCUGCGUCAACUCAUCGCCAUCGGAGCGGCCCACCAUGAAGGAGGUGGUGGCAUUAUUGAUGGAAGUGAAGAGCCCACCAGAAGAAUGGGGAAAGACUUCGCAACAGCCACUCAUAAAGCCCGCGAACCAUGGUUGAUGGAUGGCUUUUUCUUGCUAAUUUUUCCUUCUCUUAGUUGAUCCUUUUCUGAGGGAUAUCUCAUGUGACAUGUCUUUGGUCCCUGAAAAAUGGUAGAUUUUACAAAGUUGGGAGUGGGAGGGAUGGGAGGUUUGGGGUGUUAGUUCAAUGUCGUGUUGAGAUUGUCGUACAGUUUCUUAGGAUUAUUGCAGUUUAUUUAGAGUCGCUUCAUGGAAUUCAUCCAGCAUUCUCUUUCUAAGUAACCAUGACUUCGUUUUAAAGGAGGCGGUUUGAAGAGCACCUGGACAUUGAUAAGAGAGGAUUCAUGGGAUCACAUCUGGGAGUAUCAGUCACCUUAUGGAAUGAAAGAUUAUAAAGUUGUAAACCGAUAAAAGAAAUAAAAGAUCAUGCUUUGCUUUU
This is a messenger RNA of Elaeis guineensis (African oil palm), 4445 nucleotides long. RefSeq lists its product as uncharacterized. The record is from RefSeq and is a predicted model, not a curated record. Gene Ontology annotation, molecular function: protein binding; ATP binding; protein kinase activity. Lineage: Eukaryota; Viridiplantae; Streptophyta; Magnoliopsida; Arecales; Arecaceae. Gene Ontology annotation, biological process: protein phosphorylation.